Fonticula alba is the source of this 1809-nucleotide messenger RNA. Its product is annotated as 26S protease regulatory subunit 7. Gene Ontology annotation, biological process: proteasome-mediated ubiquitin-dependent protein catabolic process. The coding region runs from base 149 to 1471 and encodes 440 amino acids. The transcript has 7 exons. The record is from RefSeq and is a predicted model, not a curated record. NCBI's taxonomy places the organism in Eukaryota, Rotosphaerida, Fonticulaceae. Gene Ontology annotation, cellular component: proteasome regulatory particle, base subcomplex. Gene Ontology annotation, molecular function: proteasome-activating activity; ATP binding; ATP hydrolysis activity.
CCCUCCCCUCCCUUCCUCGCCUCCCUCCCCCUGCCACACUCCCUUCUUCCCCUCUCUCCCCCUAUCCCCCUCCCUCUUUCCACCCUCUCCCUCCCUCCAUUUCGUCCGCCGUGUGUUUCCUGCCUCCCGGCCUGCCUAGAAGCCCACUAUGAGCAAGUUCAACACUGGCACCGGCUCCAACUGGGAGAAGUUCUCCAAGAACACCGAUGACAAGCCCGACGACAGCGUCCGCGCCCUCGACCCGGGCGACAUGGCCGUCCUCAAGGCGUACGGCAGCGGGCCGUACGCCGCCCAGAUCAAGAACCUCGAGACCGACAUCAAGAGCACCCUCUCUCGGGUGAAUGAGACCGUCGGUGUCAAGGAGAGCGACACCGGCCUGGCCCCCCCCAGCAUGUGGGACCUGCCGGCUGAUCGCCACCGCAUGAUGUCCGAGCCCUCAUACCAGGUGGCUCGUUGCACCAAGAUCAUCAAGCCCAAGACCUCGGACGACCGGACCCAGUAUGUCAUCAGCCUCAAGCAGAUCGCCAAGUUCGUGGUCGGCCUUGGCGACCAGACCACCCCUACCGAUAUCGAGGAGGGCAUGCGUGUUGGUGUCGACCGGACAAAGUACUUCAUUCAGAUCCCCCUGCCGCCGAAGAUCGACCCGUCGGUCACUCUGAUGCAGGUGGAGGAGAAGCCGGAUGUCACCUACAAUGACAUUGGCGGUUACAAGGAGCAGAUUGAGAAGCUGCGCGAGGUGGUGGAGCUUCCGCUUCUUCAGCCGGAGCGCUACGUCUCGCUGGGCAUCGACCCGCCGAAGGGCAUCCUGCUGUUCGGGCCGCCCGGUACCGGUAAGACUCUGUGCGCGCGGGCGGUGGCCAACCGCACGGACGCCACCUUCAUUCGAGUCAUCGGCUCGGAGCUGGUGCAGAAGUAUGUCGGCGAGGGCGCGCGCAUGGUGCGCGAGCUGUUCGACAUGGCCCGCAGCAAGAAGGCGUGCAUCAUUUUCUUCGACGAGAUUGACGCCAUUGGUGGCACGCGUUUCGACGACGGCGCCGGCGGUGACAACGAGAUCCACCGUACCAUGCUGGAGCUGAUCACCCAGUUGGAUGGCUUCGACGCGCGUGGUAACAUCAAGGUCCUGAUGGCGACGAACCGCCCCGAUACCCUGGACCCGGCUCUGCUGCGCCCCGGUCGUCUGGACCGCCGUGUGGAGUUCGGCCUCCCGGACCAGGAGGGCCGCGCGCACAUCCUGCGCAUUCACGCGCAGCAGAUGAGCGUCGAGCGGAAUAUCCGCUACGAUCUGAUUGCCCGCCUGUGCCCGAACGCCACCGGUGCCGAGAUGCGGUCAGUCUGCACCGAGGCCGGCAUGUUCGCCAUCCGUGCUCGGCGCAAGCUGGCCACCGAGAAGGACUUCUUGGACGCCGUGAACAAGGUCAUCAAGGGCUACAAGAAGUUCAGCGCCACCCCGCGCUACAUGACCUACAACUGAGUUGGCUGCCGCGGCCGGCCGGGCGGCGUCGUGAUAUUUGCACCCUGCUGCCCUCUUGGCCCUCCCCCUCGCGCCCCUCGUGUAUUUUUUUUUCUGGCGCGCGUGUGUGCCUGUGUGUGUGUCUGUGUGUUUGUACACAUGCGCGCACGCGCCCCGGCCCCCCGUCUUCAGUUUGCCCGGCCUCUCUCUCUCCCCCUCUCUCUCCCUCUCUUUCUUUGCCCACCACCCCCUUGGCCCGUCCUUUCGCUGUCCUGCGAUUCCCCUCCUCCCGCCUCUCUCCCCCCCCCGGUGAUAUGGGGACGCGGCUGCGCCCAUCCCCCUCCCCCCCCUCCCCCCCC